Aplysia californica (California sea hare) is the source of this 1915-nucleotide messenger RNA. Its product is annotated as tubulin beta-4 chain. Gene Ontology annotation, molecular function: structural constituent of cytoskeleton; GTPase activity; GTP binding. The record is from RefSeq and is a predicted model, not a curated record. Gene Ontology annotation, biological process: microtubule cytoskeleton organization; mitotic cell cycle. Gene Ontology annotation, cellular component: microtubule; cytoplasm. NCBI's taxonomy places the organism in Eukaryota, Metazoa, Mollusca, Gastropoda, Aplysiida, Aplysiidae.
GUGAACGCAGUGACGUUGUGAUGACGCGCAUGGAAACGAAAAGUUCCUUAGACACCGCGUUAUCAGAGAAAGGGGGUUGACGUCUCGGAAAUUUUCCGACUGUCCUAAAAAAACAGCACAGAACAUGAGGGAAAUUGUACAUAUACAGUGUGGACAGUGUGGUAACCAGAUCGGCGCCAAGUUCUGGGAAGUGAUAUCAGACGAGCAUGGCAUCGACCCCACAGGCACGUACCACGGCGACUCGGACCUGCAGUUGGAGCGCAUCAAUGUCUACUUCAACGAGGUGACGGGCGGCAAGUACGUGCCCCGGGCUGUGUUGGUGGACCUGGAGCCAGGCACCAUGGACAGUGUCCGGUCAGGACCUUUUGGCCAGGCAUGGGCACACUGGUGAUCAGCAAGGUGCGAGAGGAGUACCCAGACCGGAUCAUGAGCACCUACUCUAUCGUCCCCUCGCCCAAAGUGUCGGAUGUGGUCGUGGAGCCUUACAACGCCACCUUGUCUGUGCAUCAGCACUUCCACGGUCCUCCCCUUCCCCAGUACCGCGCAAUCACGGUACCAGAACUCACACAACAGAUGUUCGACGCCAAGAACAUGAUGGCUGCCUGCGACCCCCGGCACGGCCGAUACCUCACCGUAGCGUGUAUCUUCAGGGGGAGGAUGUCCAUGAAAGAGGUGGAUGAACAGAUGUUGAACGUACAGAACAAGAACUCGUCCUACUUCGUGGAGUGGAUCCCCAGCAACGUGAAGACGGCGGUGUGCGACAUCCCGCCCCGGGGACUCAAGAUGUCCUCCACCUUCAUCGGGAACACCACCAGCAUCCAGGAACUUUUCAAACGGAUCUCAGAGCAGUUCACUGCCAUGUUCCGGCGGAAAGCUUUCUUGCACUGGUACACGGGCGAAGGAAUGGAUGAGAUGGAGUUCACAGAGGCAGAGUCCAACAUGAACGAUCUGGUGUCGGAGUACCAGCAAUACCAGGAUGCAACGGCUGAGGAGGAGGGAGAGAUGGACGAGGAGGAGGAGGAAGAGAAUGCGUAAAGAAUGAGAGGAUGAAAGAUUUAAAAUCAGGCUACGCUGAGGGUUGGUUCGGAAACAUUAAAGAAUUUUAAGCCCCCAUCACUUUCAGAUUUCGAGGAACAUGCGCGGCCCAGAAAUAUCACUUCCGUAAUUCGAAGUACUCAUUGCACGUAGCUUUAAGUACUUAUCGCGAGAAGACUUACACCAGUAGUAUUUCUGAGCAGCGUAGACUAAACAGAUAAUUCUAGUUGAAAUCUGAACAGCAUACACAAAACAUACAGGCAACGGGCAUCUUGCGGUCUCCAUAGCCCUUCACAUCGUUGAACAAAAUCUCCGAUUUCCCAGUGGACUGACGGAGCAGCGUUCAUGGGGCUUAGUCCUUUAUCUAUCCCCCCAACCUGUAGGCUUUGGCUUGGAACUUCCUUGGCUGCGUCAAACGCACCCAUAACGAAUGUUUUACCCCCCUAAUGUUUCCAGAUGCAAAAGUGCAGUUAUUAUUUCGUUGCUUUUUACAUUCACAAAAGAUAAUGGGCUAUACCACAUUUGCAUAACUGCCAUGGUGCUUAAUUGAUCGAACUGUAUCAAUAGCACCGUUGCAAAAAUAUACAUCAGCCGGAUUUAGCAACUGUCGAUAGUGUUUACAGAAUGCACUAGGUACAUUGCAAAAGAAUCAAAUUCAAUAUUUAUUAUUCAGAUAGCGUUUUUACCAUAAAACUGGGCAAAUAUUUCGGAGUGAAUGCAGCUGUUUGAUUUUAACAGAGGGCGUUUCAGAGUAAAAAUGAUUCCAUCAAGGCAAAUUCAACAUCAGAAUCAGAAUCGGAGAGAGAGGUUGGAUAAUAACCUUGGAACGUAAUUUCCCCUUUUGCUCCAUCUAACGCGAAUAAAAGAGUAUGGCUUUAAU